This is a messenger RNA of Ziziphus jujuba (common jujube), 2344 nucleotides long. RefSeq names its product protein IQ-domain 26. Bases 1075 to 2304 code for a protein of 409 amino acids. The transcript has 4 exons. Gene Ontology annotation, molecular function: protein binding. NCBI's taxonomy places the organism in Eukaryota, Viridiplantae, Streptophyta, Magnoliopsida, Rosales, Rhamnaceae. The record is from RefSeq and is a predicted model, not a curated record.
GUGGCAGAUUACCAUUUUUAUUGGCAAUAUCCAAAAUAUUAGGAAAAAGAAAAAAAAAAUUCAAAAACCCAACAUUUAUGGAAUUUCUAAUCCCAAGAUUGGCUUCUCCUGUCUCUCACAACCCUUCUUCUGGACUCUCUUAAUAAGCAAAUGUCUGUAUUCUACUUCCAUAUCCAUUCAGAUCUGCUCCAUUGUACCCUCAUUUGGGAAAAGACUCCUUUUCCACUAAAGCAUUGUUUCAGAGAUUUUUGAGACAGAGAAAAAAAAAAAAAAAAAAAAAAGCAGAGAAAAGUGAGGCUGGAAAUGAUGGUGAGUCAGUAAAAGAAACUGAGAUAGGAAUGAUGGAGAGGUUCAGUGAAAUUUUUUUCUUUUCAUUUCUGGCAACAUUUUGAAAGAUACGGAAGCUGAAUGAUCUUCUCUAACCAAAGAAAGAAAGCGAAGUCUCAGCCUUUCCCUGGCUACUCAUUAUUUGGGACAAAUAGAAGAUAGGAAAAGUGCUCUUUUUUGAAGGAAGAGGAGGGCCAUGGUGGACGAUUUAAUACCCAGUCAGCGAACUUGAAGACUUAGUACAGAUUACAGAUACAGAGAGAGAGAGAAAGAGAGAGAGAGAAUCUUGGGCUUUAAAAGGGGUGGUAUGGGGGGUUUUCAGAAGAUGAAAAAACAGUGAUAUUUUCUUUUAAUGGGAGAAGAGAGAGAGAGAGAGAGAGAGAGUGGAAGGGUGGGUGCUAGAGAAGCAUAAUACUCAAAAGGGGGUUUGACAGUGAAGCAUAAAAUACUGAAAGAGAUUCACGGGAUUGUCAGUGGGUAGCUUUCAUUUUUAGUACACGUUGCUCCAGAAAGUGAGAGAGAGAGUUUAUUAGAAAAAAAGGGAAAAAAAAAAAAAAGUAGAAAUUCUAGAGCUUUUUGCUGGAGUGGAGGCUUACGAAGGCCAAGUCAUUGAAGGAAGUGGAGGGGUGCGUACUCGGCGCUUUUUUUGAAUUUUAGAAGGUUGGUUCUGAGUGUGAGGACUAAGUCUUUGGCUAUUCUCUCUCUCUCUCUCUCUAUAGAUUGUAAGCUCCAAAUUCUAGAGAGAGUAUGGGAAGGGCUACCAGAUGGUUCAAAGGUCUGUUGGGGAGGAAGAAAGAUAAGGUCGACAAUAUUCAAGUUGACAGUUCAAAUACGACGCCGCUUAAUGAUCGAAAGGAGAAGAAAAGGUGGAGUUUUGGCAAGUCAGCGAGGACUACGGGCACGGUUGGUCAUGUUUCAACCAAUAUUCCACCAAAUAUCAAUCCCUCCGACGCUGCUUGGCUCAGAUCCUAUCUUGCAGACUCAGAGAAGGAGCAAAACAAGCACGCAAUUGCCGUGGCUGCAGCCACGGCUGCUGCCGCCGAUGCUGCCGUGGCUGCUGCCCAGGCUGCAGUGGCGGUCGUGAGGCUCACCAGCCAAAGUGGUGGGCUCAUGUGUGGAAAGAGAGAUAGGUGGGCUGCUGUGAAGAUUCAGACUGUUUUCAGAGGCUAUUUGGCUCGAAAGGCACUUCGGGCUCUGAAAGGAUUGGUCAAGUUACAGGCUCUAGUUAGAGGCUUUUUAGUCCGGAAACGGACCGCCGCCACUCUUCAUAGUAUGCAAGCUCUUAUAAGAGCUCAAACUGCUGUGAGAUCUCAACGUGCUCGUCGUUCAUUCAACAAAGAGAACAGAUUGCUUCCUGAAAUUCAUGCUCGGAAAUCCAUUGAAAGGUUUGAUGAAACAAGGAGUGAAUUCCACAGCAAGAGACUAUCAACUAGUUACGAAGCAUCCUUUAAUGGAUUCGAUGAAAGCCCGAAAAUUGUUGAAAUCGAUACCUAUAAACCCAGAUCAAGAUCUCGGAGAUACAGCACUGCAUUGUCCGAAUGUGAUGAAGACUUGCCUUACCAAACCAUCUCAUCGCCUCUGCCUUGUCCUGUCCCGGCUCGAAUCUCUGUACCGGAUUGCCGCCAUGUACAAGAUUAUGAAUGGUAUUUCAAUAGCAAUGAAACUAAAUUCUCCACGGCUCAUAGCACUCCUAAGUUUUCAAAUUCUUUCUGGUCUAAUUCUCCAACUACACCAGCCAAGAGCGUUUGUGGAGACAGCUUCUUUAGGCCUUAUUCGAAUUUCCCCAACUACAUGGCCAACACUCAGUCUUUUAAGGCCAAGUUGAGGUCUUACAGUGCCCCAAAGCAAAGACCAGAAUCAGCGCAUAAGAAGAGGCUUUCACUGAAUGAAAUAAUGGCAGCAAGAAACAGCAUAAGCAGUGUUAGAAUGCAUAGGUCGACAUAUUCUCAAGUUCAAGAAGAAGCAUUGAACUAUUGAGAGAAAAUUUGUUGUUGAAGAAUCCUCUGUGUUUGGUUUU